Messenger RNA from Drosophila grimshawi, 671 nucleotides. Its product is annotated as eukaryotic translation initiation factor 5A. The transcript has a single exon. Gene Ontology annotation, biological process: positive regulation of translational elongation; positive regulation of translational termination. The record is from RefSeq and is a predicted model, not a curated record. The coding region runs from base 92 to 574 and encodes 160 amino acids. Gene Ontology annotation, molecular function: ribosome binding; RNA binding; translation elongation factor activity. Lineage: Eukaryota; Metazoa; Arthropoda; Insecta; Diptera; Drosophilidae.
UUUUCCAUCUCUAAAGUGUGACCACUCUUUCAGUUCCCUUUUCUUCACAGCGUGCCGCGUGUAAAGUUUUUAACAAGAAAAUUUUGUCAAAAUGUCGGAUUCUGAAGGGGAGCAUUUUGGUGGCGGCGAGUCGGGUGCAUCCAAAACCUACCCGAUGCAAUGUUCGGCGCUGCGCAAGAACGGAUAUGUAAUGCUUAAGGGACGCCCUUGCAAGAUCGUGGAUAUGUCUACCUCGAAGACAGGCAAGCAUGGCCACGCCAAAGUCCAUCUUGUUGGCAUCGACAUAUUUACACAGAAAAAGUACGAGGAUAUUUGUCCCUCUACUCACAACAUGGAUGUGCCGCACGUAAAACGCGAGGAUUUCCAGCUCACCGAUAUAAGCGAUGAUAGCUACCUCACCUUGAUGAGUGACAGCGGUGGCUUGCGCGAGGAUCUUAAGAUUCCAGAGGGCGCAUUAGGAGCUUCUUUGCGCGCCGACUACGAUGCCGGCAAGGAUCUUUUGUGCACUGUGCUGGGAGCCUGCGGUGAAGAGUGCGUUAUUGCCAUCAAAAAUAAUACUGCUUUGGAUAAAUAAGCUUGCUGAUCGGGGUAAUUGUCAUCCACCAACCUGAUACUGGAAAAGUGUAAUGAUAUAUUGAAGUAAUAUCAAUUAAAUGAUGAAAAAAUACAAA